Molecule: messenger RNA, 1090 nt
Organism: Cicer arietinum (chickpea)
Lineage: Eukaryota; Viridiplantae; Streptophyta; Magnoliopsida; Fabales; Fabaceae
Source: RefSeq, a predicted model, not a curated record
UAAUUAUGAUUAAUGCAUAAUAAAUAAGGACCUCAAAGUGAGUGUCAAAGACAAUGGGUUUCCGAAGAGGCGUCUUGACCAAAGAAUUUAACAAAACAAAUAAAAGCCCCUUCACUUGACGUGUGGUUCACUCCAUUUUCUUUCUCUUUCUCCAAUGGCGGAAACAUCUACCCUAUUCAGAUUCAGAUUCUCUUUUUCUCCUUUCAAUUCCAUUUCACCUUCCAACCCUUUCCAUAACACCAUCUCUUUUCCUCUCUCUCCUUCUAUCUCUCAACCUCGUCUUCUCCGUUUCUCCUCCAAAGCCAACCAUUCCUCCAAUAACUCCGGUGACGAUUCUUUCGAGUUCUUCCCUUGGUCCGAUUCCGACACCGAAAUUCAAUGGCUUCCUGAGGAUAGAGUAACAUUGUUCACUACUGAUGGACUGUUCCAGAUCGGAGGCAAAAUGGUUCCCCGCCGUGUGAGAUCUUCAGAUAAGCAAGGGAAAUCCAAAACUGCUAAAAGAUUUCGAAGGUAUCAAGAGAGUAACUACAUGGACCCCAAUCAAGGCCUUUGUCUGGGUGCACUCUUUGAUAUUGCAGCUACAAAUGGACUUGAUAUGGGCAGAAGGCUUUGUAUUUUUGGUUUCUGCCGCUCCAUUGAGAUGCUUAGUGAUGUGGUGCAAGAUACUGUCUUGGAGAAUGGUGGGGAGGUUAUUGCCGCAGAGAAGGCAAGCAAAGGCGACUUGCAUGAAAAACUAACCAUGACUGUCGCAGUACCGUUACUAUGGGGUGUUCCUCCAGCUUCCGAGACACUUCACCUUGCCGUUAAAAGUGGAGGAGGAAUUGUAGAGAAGGUCUAUUGGCAAUGGGACUUUCUGUAGAUAUAUGUUGUAGGUCUUCUAACCAUUCUUUGUGCACUCUGUACAUAAAAUUAGUAUCUCCGCUGUAUAUGCACAAAAAAGUUGUUACUUUCAUUGUAUCUCUGUACAUGUACAAAGAAUUAUUUCCAUGUCAAUAUCCAAUUGUAAGUUCUAUCGACCACAAUAAAUUAUUAGUUGUGGCGUGUGAGAACUUAAACUUGAAGUUUGACUCUAAAAAUGGAUUUGAACAUA